This is a messenger RNA of Laccaria bicolor S238N-H82, 3876 nucleotides long. RefSeq lists its product as uncharacterized. Gene Ontology annotation, biological process: mismatch repair. NCBI's taxonomy places the organism in Eukaryota, Fungi, Basidiomycota, Agaricomycetes, Agaricales, Hydnangiaceae. The coding region runs from base 1 to 3876 and encodes 1291 amino acids. Gene Ontology annotation, molecular function: ATP binding; mismatched DNA binding; ATP-dependent DNA damage sensor activity. Gene Ontology annotation, cellular component: MutSalpha complex; nucleus. The record is from RefSeq and is a predicted model, not a curated record. The transcript has 34 exons.
AUGUUUGCUUGUGUUGAUUAUCGACCAAACAAGUACCAAUGUGUCCUGUCACGGUUCUGUAUUGGUUCUGUAAGGAUUUCGACCACUCAACAUCGUGUUGGGAUGGCACCCCAACCUAAAGCGUCUUCUGAAUCCCUAAAACAGAAGAGUCUCAAGUCAUUCUUCUCUAAAGGUCCUGCCAAAGAGGCCGCCAAAUCUACUCACAAUUCACCAAAGACUAACGCGAUAGGGAAAGCAGCUCCCUCCAACUCCGUACCAACCGCGUCAAAACGCAAGGAUAUACCCUCUUCUUCUCCGGAGCCAAAAACCCCCGACUCUAAAUAUCCUAAUGCGCGGUAUUUGAGCUCGCCGCCUGCUGCUAGCCCCGCAUCCUCUCUUGGGAUGACCACCCCGCCGACGAGCGAUGCGAUAGACGUAGAUAUGUACUCACAAGAGGAGGAAGAGCCUCGUUCGAUUAAGUCGACUCACGGGAAGCGUAAAGUGGUAAUUGAAGAUUCAGAUGAAGAAGCCUCCAAACAGCGCAAAUCUUCUCAUCGUAACUCCUCGCCUUUAAAUGCCAUUCAGAACAAGCACGCCAAGAAACCACGCAUAUCCAUGGUACUCAGUGACGAUGAAGACGAGGACAGAGAAAUAUCGACCUCGGUCACAUCCUUCACCCAACGGUUCACUCGUUACAAAAAAUCACCCAAGAAGAAAGCGCGUUCAAAGGCAUCAGAGACAGAGGAUGACGACUUCAUUGCUCCCUCGGACUCCGACGUCGAGGUUAAAUCAACCAAAUCUUUUUCUUCUCGCUCCUCUGCGUCUUCUCAUCGUUCACGCGCCUCGUCUGAGGAGGAAUCGGAGGACGACAAGCCUAAAAAGAGCAAAUCAAAGUCGACUCGCGCGCUUAAACAGACCUCAGCAAAGGAAAAAGCUACCAGGGUCGCAGAGUCAGCAUCUGGGGGCUCCUCCAUGUUCUUGACCAAGGCGGAGCAACGUGAGAUUGGGAAGAAAGAAGAAAAGAAGGCCGCUGAGUCUCCUUACUCCUUCUUAGCUGAUAUCAAGGAUAAAGAUGGCAGGAGGCCGGGAGAGCCCAACUAUGACCCUCGAACCAUUUUUAUACCAAAGAGCGCUUGGAAGGAUUUCACUCCAUUCGAGACACAGUUCUGGGAGAUCAAGCAAAACCAUUACGAUACUAUUUUAUUCUUCCAAAAGGGUAAAUUCUUUGAGCUUUAUGAAGACGAUGCUCGUGUUGGACAUCAGGUGUUUGACCUGAAGUUGACAUCGAGAGUCAAAAUGUCAAUGGUUGGUGUCCCAGAAAUGUCCUUCAACUUUUGGGCAGCGAAAUUCUUGGGCAAAGGUUACAAGGUUGGGCGCGUCGAACAAGCCGAAACUGCCCUUGGCGCAGAAAUGCGGAUGGCUGCGACUAAAGGAAAGGCAAGCGAAGAUAAAAGCAAAGAUAAGAUUGUACGACGAGAACUCAAUAAAGUGUAUACGAACGGCACACUCGUCGAUCCCGAGCUCUUGACGGACGAGCAAGCUGGACACUGCAUUUCUAUUUGCGAAGAAGGCUCGGAGCCUUCUAAUAACAAGUUUGGAAUAUGCGUCCUCGAGUGCUCCACAUCCCAGUUCAAUCUGAGCAGUUUUGAGGACGAUGUUUGUCGUACCAAGUUGGAAACGCUGUUACGGCAGAUCCGACCGAAGGAACUCGUGUACAAAAAGGGAACUUUGUCCGUGGCGACUCAGCGAUUGCUCAAAUCGAUCCUUCCCCCUGCGUGUUUGUGGACGGGUCUGCGUAGCGUAGAGGGAUUCAACUAUGAGGCGACACUGCAGGAGAUUAAAGCACUUUUUCCCCCUGAAGAAGAUGACAAUAUGGACGAUACUGAUGAAUCUCUAUUACCGUCCUCUGUUCCCGACUGCAUUCGAGAAAUGGGUGGCGAUCAAAGCGCAAUCGAAGCUUUGGGGUCAAUGAUCUGGUAUCUCCGUCAACUGAAUAUUGAUAAGGAUAUCCUGAGUAUGAAGAAUUUCAAUGUGUACGAUCCAAUGAAAAGGGGUCGGGGACUCACUCUCGAUGGACAGACUUUGGCACACAUCGAGAUACUCCUUAAUAAUGAAGGAACAGAAGAUGGGUCUCUUCUGACGUUAUUGAGGCGCUGUAUCACCCCGUUCGGCAAACGACUCUUCAGAAUCUGGUUGUGUAUGCCUCUUUCCGAUAUCUCGGCGAUAAAUGCGAGGAAAGUUGUUCAGGACAUCCUGAAGCAUCCAACCUUUGAGGCGUCCUUCACUGGUGUAGCUAAAGGAUUGCCGGAUUUGGAGCGUAUCGUCUCCCGCAUUCAUGCUAAGAACUGCCGUAUAAAAGACUUCUUGAAGGUCUUGUCCGCAUUCAAAACUAUGAAUAAGGGCUUCAGCAAACUGGCAGAUGAGUCGGAAGACUUCGAUUCCAAGACCAUUCUUGGUUUGCUUCGGAAUGCGCCUGAUUUAUUGCCAAACAUAAAAAAUGUCCAGAGCAUGUACGAACCAACGGAGGAGAAAGAGGCGGAUGAGCUGGUACCCCAAAAAGGGAAGGAUGCAAGAUAUGAUGAGAUUGUAGCGGAGAUUGAAGAGCUUGAAGAAGGCCUCGAAGAUCAUCUGAAGAAGUUUCAGAAAUCUCUCGGGAUAAAGCUGGAAUACUGGCAUAGCCAUGUUGGGAACAAGGAAAUCUAUUUAAUGGAGACCCCCGCAAGUGUGAAGAAAGAGAAGGUCCCGAAGGACUGGAGUAAAAGUGGUGGUACCAAGGCGAAAACUCGAUACGUAGUUGGCUCCUUGCAAAAGACUGUUCGCCAACUGAAAGAGGCUCGGGAGAACCGCAACACCGCUAUCAAGGCCUUCAAGUUCCGGCUCUUCGAGGAAUUCGACACGGAUCGAGUUCUGUGGUUGCGUGCCAUCAGGGUCUUUGCAGAACUGGAUUGCUUGUUCAGCUUGGCCAAGUCGUCCGCUGCUAUCGGAGAGCCUUCUUGCCGACCUGAAUUUGUAGAGGGUGAUGCCGCUUUUGUCGACUUUGAACAACUGCGGCAUCCCACAUUGUGCUUGAGCACGAAUUUGAAGAGCUUCAUUCCGAAUGACGUGAAAUUGGGAGGUGAUGAGGGAAAGAUCGCGCUGCUUACAGGUCCGAAUAUGGCUGGAAAAUCCACAGUUAUGCGCAUGACGGCCGUAGGCGUCAUCAUGGCGCAACUCGGCAUGCUUGUCCCCGCUGCUCGCGCUAAAUUGUGCCCCGUCGACUCCAUCAUCACAAGAAUGGGAGCCUAUGACAAUAUGUUCUCAAAUGCAAGUACAUUCAAAGUCGAACUUGAUGAGUGUUGUAAAAUCUUGCGUGACGCUACACCUAAAUCCCUGGUCAUUCUUGAUGAACUUGGAAGAGGAACUUCAACAUUUGACGGAAUGGCGAUUGCUGCUGCGGUUCUUCACCAACUUGCAACUCACACAUUACCCCUGUCAUUCUUCGCAACACAUUAUAGCUCAUUGACGGACGAUUUUGCAUAUCACCCUAACAUCAGAAAUAUGCACAUGUCUACAAUCGUGGACGAGGAAAAGAGAGAUCUCGUCUUUAUGUUCAAGCUCGUGGAAGGCGUUGCGGAAUCUUCAUUCGGCACCCAUGUGGCUAACCUUGCUGGAGUACCCCUCCCCGUUGUUGAACGCGCCGACGUCAUCUCCAAAACUUUCGCUCAACAAUUCAAGGAGAAGUUGCAAACUAAAAAGAAACAUGAUGCUUCAUCCAGACUACCUCUCGUCGCACAGGCUGAUUUCACGUACCUGUUUAAAUUGGCAACAGGACAGCUUGAGCUGCCCGAGAAUCCCGUAAGAAGGCAAGAGAUUCUGAACCGCCUGAAAGAGACGGUUCAACGCUACCUUCAUCACUAA